This is a messenger RNA of Rhinichthys klamathensis goyatoka, 1163 nucleotides long. RefSeq names its product minichromosome maintenance complex component 7 (gene mcm7). The annotation marks the transcript as partial. Gene Ontology annotation, cellular component: nucleus; MCM complex. Gene Ontology annotation, molecular function: single-stranded DNA helicase activity; single-stranded DNA binding; ATP binding. Gene Ontology annotation, biological process: DNA replication; DNA replication initiation; DNA strand elongation involved in DNA replication. The record is from RefSeq and is a predicted model, not a curated record. NCBI's taxonomy places the organism in Eukaryota, Metazoa, Chordata, Actinopteri, Cypriniformes, Leuciscidae. The transcript is spliced from 5 exons.
UGUCCUCCGACUCACCUGUCCGUCCUCCCGACUCCCCCGUCUCUCUCCUCAGGUCAGUACACCACGGGCCGCGGCUCCUCUGGCGUAGGGCUAACCGCGGCGGUGAUGCGUGACACGGUGACGGGCGAGAUGACGCUGGAGGGCGGAGCUUUAGUGUUGGCGGAUCAGGGCGUUUGCUGCAUCGACGAGUUUGACAAGAUGGCCGACGCCGACCGCACGGCGAUCCACGAGGUCAUGGAGCAGCAGACCAUCUCCAUCGCCAAGGCGGGGAUCAUGACGUCUCUGAACGCGCGGUGCUCGAUCCUGGCGGCGGCUAACCCGGCGUACGGGCGCUAUAACCCGCGCAAGAGCCUGGAGCAGAACAUCCAGCUGCCGGCCGCCCUGCUCUCGCGCUUCGACCUGCUGUGGCUCAUCCAGGACAAACCCGACGCCGACACCGACCUCAGGCUCGCGCAGCACAUCACAUACGUGCACCAGCACUGCCGGCAGCCGCCCACACACUUCAGCCCCAUCGAGAUGAAGCUCAUGAGGCGCUACAUCAGUAAGUGUAAGCAGAAGCAGCCGGUGGUUCCCGAGUCUCUGUCGGAUUACAUCACAGCGGCGUAUGUGGAGAUGAGGAAAGAGUCUCGGGUCAGUAAAGACACGACCUUCACCUCGGCCCGCACACUGCUGUCCAUCCUGCGCCUGUCCACCGCCCUGGCUCGUCUGCGGAUGGUGGAUGUCGUAGAGAAGGAGGAUGUUAACGAGGCGAUGCGACUGAUGGAGAUGAGCAAAGACUCGCUGCAGGCCGACAAGACCAGCAACACCAGGGCUCAGCGUCCGGCGGAUGUGAUCUUCUCUCUGCUGCGGGAGCUCUCCGGCGAGGGUUCGGCCCGAUCCGUGCGGAUGAACGAGGCGGAGCAGCGCUGUGUGUCGCGCGGCUUCACUCCGGCCCAGUUCCAGGCCGCGCUCGACGAGUACGAGGAGCUGAACGUGUGGCAGAUCAACCAGGCCCGCUCGCGCAUCACCUUCGUGUGACCCGCUAACCUCCGCUAACCGCUAACCCUCCGCUGACUCGUGACUCUGACUCACCCGUUUCUGCUUCUCCCGCUAAUGUGGAAGGAGCAAGUUUGGUCCGUUUUGCUUUUUAAUCUGUUAUUUCUGAAAUAAAUGCUGUAAAUAGA